Molecule: messenger RNA, 954 nt
Organism: Mycena citricolor
Lineage: Eukaryota; Fungi; Basidiomycota; Agaricomycetes; Agaricales; Mycenaceae
Source: the annotation of a GenBank genome assembly
GGGACGUCGCUAUGGCGCGUGAAUCGUCGAUCUCGCGGCGGCAGGAUCCAUGCUCCGAGUUGAUGAUCUGCGGGCACUCCAUCUCAUCGCGGAGAAGGGAAGCACAUAGGCUCUGGGCAAGACCCCUCUAUCCGAGUGCUAUCUUGCUGCUUGCUGCGCGCAUGACCGCAGAAUUCGAGCAUCCAAAAGCCUAUCUUAACCGAGUUCCGACAAGCCUCAGGUUGUGCGCGUGAAGCAUCGAUAGCCCUCUCGGAUCGCCGCCGAUGAGCCGAGUGGCAGGCGGUCUACCUACACUAAAUGAACGAUGCGUGGUUCAAAACAUCAUCAUCAUCAGGGGUGACGACAGCUGCACAGACAGCCAGUAUUUCAUGCCUGUCGAUGGGAUGACCCACUGACCGGCUCGGUUCCAUCUACGCAAUCAAUCGCACGCCCAGCGAAAUAUCGGGUCGGUGGGCGGGUGACGGCCGCUCUACGCAAUCAGAUGACAAGUUUAGACAUCCACCUGCUUUGCCGAUGUUCGGUAAUUCCCGGCCCUGGCCGUCCGUCUAUGUAUGUAGCGCCAGGCGCGUUGUUACGCGGCACCGCCCACAACCAUUCAGCCAUUCAGGCAUCUCCCCGUCCCGUCGGUGGGAAGAGCGGCCGAUGCAGAGUGGAGUGGGGAGAUCAGCGCGUGAAGGAGAUUCUAAUAUUUUUUGGGGUUUCAACGGGCUCGGACGAGAUGCCAGAUGCGGAACCCGCAACCCUUCGCCGACAAUCCCGCCUUGGGAUUUUUUGUCAUUAAUUGUGGCAUCUCACGCAGGGGUGUAUGUUCAGGUCAGACCCUCCACCUGUUCGAGUGUAUCGACUGUUAUCACUGGAGUCGGGGGAGAUGAUGAUGUAGUCGUCUAUACGUUGCCUGCGGUGGGGCCCUGCCGGGUAACCCAUCGGCUGCGCGUCGCCGCCCAUUGUCAGUUG